AUGCAAGUAGGAACCUCAGAGACUGUAUGUAUGUUUUCUGCUUGUUUAACUUUAGAGAAAGACGAUUCUGAUCUUAAGGAUCGUCAAUGGAUUGCGGGAAUCAUUGAUGGAGAUGGGAAUUUCUAUGUAUCUAAAAAGGGAUAUGUAGAACUUUCUAUUGUUAUGGAACCUCGAGAUAUUGCUUGUUUAUAUAAAAUUAAACAACGAUAUGGAGGUUCUGUCAAAGCAACUUCACACGCUAAAGCUAUUCGUUACCGACUACACCAUAAGGCGGGUAUUCUACAAGUAAUUAGUGAUGUGAAUAGUUUAAUUAUUAAUCCUGUAAGAUUAGCACAGCUUGAAAAACUUUGUAAAAUCUAUAAUGUAGAUUUUUUACAACCAGUAGAACUUUUAUAUUCUAGUGCAUAUCUUUCAGGGUUAUUUGAUACAGAUGGUAGUAUUUACUAUAACAAAAAAUCAAUGCAAGUUUUUAUUACUGUUUCUCAAAAAAGUCGAUAUUUAUUAGAUCUCAUAGAAUCUGUAUAUGGAGGUAAAGUUUAUUCUGCUAAUAAAGAUAAAACGGCUUUCAAAUGGACAAUCUCUAAAAAAAGUGAAAUUAUCGAUAUUAUUAAUAACUAUUUUCACUGGAAUAGUUGUGUUUCUGCUGAAAACAAGAAAUUUGGUAUGGCAAAACAUUUCUAUUAUUUAUCGUCAAUUGGGGCUCUUUCAGCACCAAUUGAUUCGCCUUUGGGAAAAAAUUUUUUAAGGUUUGAGGAACGGUGGGAAGCUACCAACAAUCUAGACAAGUAG
This is a messenger RNA of Auanema sp. JU1783, 789 nucleotides long. The record is from the annotation of a GenBank genome assembly. Lineage: Eukaryota; Metazoa; Nematoda; Chromadorea; Rhabditida; Rhabditidae.